AUGUAUUGGCCACUAAUACUAUCUAUCUAUCUAUCUAUCUAUCUAUCUAUCUAUCUAUCUAUCUAUCUAUCUAUCUACACAAAUAUGAAUCUUAUUAUACCAUACAUAUUUGAUUUACAAUUGAUACCAAUUUCUAUCUAUCUAUCUAUCUAUCUAUCUAUCUAUCUAUCUAUCUAUCUAUCUAUCUAUCUAUCAUGCAUACGGCUCUCUAGCUAUAUAUAUCUAUCUAUAUAUUGCUCUCUAGGUAUUGUGAAUUCCCAAGCCCUCUUUCGUCUCAGCUUUAGUUGUUUGAUUCCUUUCCCUUUCUUCGUUUGUUCUUUCUAUCUCAUUUUUCUUCUUUCUUUUCUAUCAGUUUUCUUUCUUUCUUUAUUCUUAUUUUUCCCCUUGUAUUUUUCGUUUUGUACCUCGCUGAUCCCCCACUUUUUUUUUUUUUUGCAAACAUUUUUUUUCUGUCGCUCGAUGUUCUUCUUGUGUCUUUGUUUCCUUCUUUGUUUAUUGUACCCUCCUAACAUUUUCAUUUUUUUUUUUCUUUUAUUCUCCACUUUUCCCCUCUUUCACAUUCAUCCGUUCACACGAACCCUCACACUCUUUUUACAUCAACACACACGCUCUUUUCACUCUCUUUCACUCACUCGCUAA
Messenger RNA from Acanthosepion pharaonis, 639 nucleotides. The record is from the annotation of a GenBank genome assembly. NCBI's taxonomy places the organism in Eukaryota, Metazoa, Mollusca, Cephalopoda, Sepiida, Sepiidae.